This is a messenger RNA of Rotaria sp. Silwood1, 987 nucleotides long. Lineage: Eukaryota; Metazoa; Rotifera; Eurotatoria; Philodinida; Philodinidae. The record is from the annotation of a GenBank genome assembly.
UCGGUUACGUUCGGUUCGGUUAGAGAUUUUUUCGGUUACGGUCGGUUCGGUUGGAGAUUUUUUAAAAAAUCGGUCGGUUACGUUCGGUUCGGUUGGGAAGAAUUGAUAAUUUUUUCAAAUUUAGUUCAGGAGAUUUUUUUUCGGUGAGAUAUAUCAAGAAAAAAAGAGGGUGAUUGCACAACAAUUAGAUGUCGCUCGUAACUCAGAUAUUAUUACGCAUUUUUUUUGAUUGGUUGCAAGACGUAAACAAGUCAUAAUGCAGUGUGAUGAUUCAAUGAAUAAUCUUUUUUUUCUUUGUUUUCUCUAGAUGUUCAUUAUUCGUUGUUGUUGUAUUCAGUUUGUUUUGUUGUUGUUCGCAUUCAAGUGUUGUUGCUAGUAUUCAAUUUUGGUGCUAAUAUUAAACUUUUUGUUGGUGGUACUCAGGUAUUUGUUUCUAAUAUUCAAUUUGUUGAAAAUAUUCAUUCGAAUAUUAUGGAUGAUUGUGAAUGUUUGUUAUUGGAUUCAAAUAAUCAACCUUCUUCUUGUACACAACCCAGUAAUUCUUCUAUUUCUAUAUCAACUGAUUCAUCAAUUGAACAUUAUACAAAAGGAUCAAUAAUGCUUGCUUUAAUAAUUCUACAAUAUCGAAUAAAAAAAAUUAAUGUAUGCUUAUUGAAUAAAUUGAUUGAUUUUCUUAAACCCUGGGAAUAUGUUAUAAAACGAAUUCAAUCAUCAAAAACACCAUCAAUACAUAUAGUUGCUCCUAGUAUUUGUAUUAUUAGUUCUUCACUGGAAACUAAAUCUGGUGAUUCAAAACAAGAUAAAGGCUGUUCUAAAUUACCAACAACUCGAAAAGAUUCUCAAUUGUCCAUAAAUCAUCCAAUUAAAUCUAUAAAUGACUUUUAUUCAAAUGCAGAAGAUAAUGAUGAAGAUGAUAUAGAUCAACAGUCUGCUUUACGAUCCUCUUCACAUGCAUUAGAAAUCGAGUUGUAUACUAAACAAGGAUGA